AUGCGUCUCUCCUCCGCACUCCUCGGCGCCGUCGCCGCGCUCGCCCCCGCCGUUCAUGCGGUGGGAAACGCCAUCGUAUUCAACAACUGCCCCUUCGACGUCUUCCUGAACUCUGUUGGUAGCUCAAUUGGACCGGAGCAGCACCUGGCUGCUCACGGCGGCCGCUACAGCGAGCAAUUCCAUCGCGACCCAGUCAGCGGCGGCAUUGCUCUUAAGAUCACCCGCGAGUCGGGUGGCUUGGUGAACGGCGCGGCACAAACCAUCUACGCCUAUAACCUCAACGACGGCCGGAUCUGGUACGAUCUGUCGAACGUGUUUGGCAAUCCAUUCGAACCCAAUGCUCUGAAUCUUUGGGCGUCAGACGCCAGGUGCCCAACUGUCUUCUGGCAAAAUGGUGUCCCGCCAGGGGGAAGCCAGACGAGAAACUGCCAGCCGAACUCCGAUGUGACGCUGACGCUGUGUGCGUAA
Messenger RNA from Histoplasma capsulatum G186AR, 468 nucleotides. RefSeq names its product Bys1 family protein. The record is from RefSeq and is a predicted model, not a curated record. The transcript has a single exon. Lineage: Eukaryota; Fungi; Ascomycota; Eurotiomycetes; Onygenales; Ajellomycetaceae. Bases 1 to 468 code for a protein of 155 amino acids.